AGCAGAAACGCGACUGUGUGGAGGAAGAGGAGUUCUCAUUGACAGCGGUCCGGUCCAUUGAUUGCAAUCGUUCCCGAAGCCUCCCACAAUGAAUAAACUCGAUGAAUUGGCAUUCCAAUUACGCUUCAGCUCGAAACAGCUGGAGCGCAUGUCGAAGCGCUGCGAAAAAGAAGAGCGUGAGGAAAAGACCAAGAUCAAAAAAGCUCUGGAGAAGGGGAACACUGAAAAUGCAAAGAUCUACGCGGAGAACUCCAUACGGAAACGCACCGAGGCCACGAAUUUCCUACGUAUGGCAGCUCGUGUCGACGGAGUCGCGUCCAGAGUCAAGAGCGCCGCGGCAAUGAAUCACGUCUUGAAAAACAUGGGCAGCGUUGUGAAAAAUCUCGAUAAAGCAAUCAACGCCAUGGACCUCCAGAAGGUUUCGACAAUCAUGGAGAAGUUCGAAGAGCAGUUCGAAAGCCUCGAUGUACGAUCGUCGGUCAUGGAAGAUACGAUGGGCUCGACCACGGCGACCACAACACCGCAAGGACAAGUAGAUGCACUCAUCCAACAGGUUGCGGACGAGAACGGUCUGGAGUUGAAGGAGAAAUUGGCUUCUGCCGCGACAGAAGUUCCAACGGAUCAGGUGUCGGGUUUGAAAGUCACGACGAAGGAGGAAGACGAUGCUCUGGCGAGGAGACUUGCCGCGCUACGGAACUGAUCCACCCUAAGCCUCGACCGAUAGACCCCCUGGGAAGUACCAAAUGAAUAUGGAAUAAAUAUAUGUUUUGAUUGUUCU
Messenger RNA from Galendromus occidentalis (western predatory mite), 778 nucleotides. It is a transcript of the gene Chmp1, whose product is annotated as charged multivesicular body protein 1. The coding region runs from base 89 to 700 and encodes 203 amino acids. NCBI's taxonomy places the organism in Eukaryota, Metazoa, Arthropoda, Arachnida, Mesostigmata, Phytoseiidae. The record is from RefSeq and is a predicted model, not a curated record. The transcript is spliced from 3 exons. Gene Ontology annotation, biological process: vacuolar transport.